Abrus precatorius (Indian licorice) is the source of this 650-nucleotide messenger RNA. Its product is annotated as NADPH:quinone oxidoreductase-like. The transcript has 3 exons. Gene Ontology annotation, cellular component: cytosol. Gene Ontology annotation, molecular function: oxidoreductase activity; FMN binding. Lineage: Eukaryota; Viridiplantae; Streptophyta; Magnoliopsida; Fabales; Fabaceae. The record is from RefSeq and is a predicted model, not a curated record. The coding region runs from base 46 to 621 and encodes 191 amino acids.
ACCAUCUCAGAGGACCAGACCAGACAAGACAAAAACACUUCAACAAUGGUAACAGUGAUCAAAGUGGCAGCGCUUUCUGGUUCCCUCAGAAGAGCUUCAUACAAUUCAGGCCUCAUCCGUGCUGCAAUUGAGCUAAGUAAAGGAGCAAUAGAAGGAAUUGAAAUUGAGUUCAUAGACAUUUCGGAGCUACCCAUGUUGAACACUGAUCUUGAGAACCAAGGGACUUAUCCACAAAUAGUUGAAGCUUUUCGCCACAAGAUUCUUCAAGCUGAUAGUGUUCUCUUCGCUUCUCCUGAGUAUAAUUAUUCGGUUACAGCUCCACUGAAGAAUGCAAUUGACUGGGCAUCUAGGCCUCCAAAUGUUUGGGCUGGCAAAGCUGCUGCAAUUGUAAGCGCUGGAUAUGACUUCGGUGGGGGAAGGGCACAGUAUCAUCUUCGCCAAAUUGGAGUCUAUCUUGAUCUUCAUUUCAUCAAUAAACCCGAAUUCUUCCUUAAUGCAUUUGAUCCCCCUAGAAAGUUCAACAAGGAUGGUGACUUAAUUGAUGAAGAUGUCAAGGACAAGUUAAAGCAAGUUCUUCUAUCCUUGCAGGCAUUUACACUGCGACUUCAAGGCAAAGGCUGAGCUUAAAGCUACUCUAGUUAUCAAAAAAA